This is a messenger RNA of Orbilia oligospora ATCC 24927, 573 nucleotides long. RefSeq lists its product as uncharacterized. Lineage: Eukaryota; Fungi; Ascomycota; Orbiliomycetes; Orbiliales; Orbiliaceae. The record is from RefSeq and is a predicted model, not a curated record. The coding region runs from base 1 to 573 and encodes 190 amino acids. The transcript has a single exon.
AUGCCACCCUCGAAUACGAAUACUCCCUCUAAUAACAUUCCCUCAGAAAAUAUAUACAAACUCACCUCGCCAUCUUCUUCAACCUCAACAUCCCAGAUAUCUCUCCCUAACAUUGCACAAACAGCCGAAGACUCCGCCGACCCAUCUACCUCUAACCCAUACGAGUCACCCUGGCGAGCUCCUCUAAACCCCUUCAGCCCUUUUACAAUCCCUUCCGACCCCACCAAAACACAGCGCCCUAAAUUAACCACCGAAGUCACAAAUUCAUCUGACCAUACCGCCCAACAAUCUCCACCUCAAGGAGUACAAUUGAAUACCAAGUCCACUGAAGAUAAAAACCCCCAGGACCCACGGAGAAUCACAUCAACAGACGGAGUUUUCGACCGUCCGCCGCCUCCAAUUGACCCAAUGAUCCACCCUCGACGACCACCCACACCAUCACAUAUAGAUACCGUAGCGGCAAACUACGAGGAAGAAGAUUUUUACACAAAGCAGGAAUUCGACGCGGAAAUCAAAGCCAUGCAACAGGGUUGCAUUCUUCAGAGGAUUUGCUGUUUUUGCUGUCCUGGCUGA